Ornithodoros turicata is the source of this 2928-nucleotide messenger RNA. RefSeq lists its product as uncharacterized. Bases 1 to 2928 code for a protein of 975 amino acids. The record is from RefSeq and is a predicted model, not a curated record. The transcript has a single exon. NCBI's taxonomy places the organism in Eukaryota, Metazoa, Arthropoda, Arachnida, Ixodida, Argasidae. Gene Ontology annotation, molecular function: nucleic acid binding; zinc ion binding.
AUGAAUCGAGACCAGAAGGCCCGAGGCAUCGUCCGCGCCGCCGUUACGGGGCUCAUUCAUCGGCUCGAAGCCCUCUCCAGUAGUGAUGAGCCCUCGCUCCCCGAAGUCGAAGAUACGGCGCGUCUCCUUGAGCAGAAGUCUAGGGAGCUCAAGGAUCUCGACACAACCGUUCAAGCAGGAAUAAGCGACGAGCAGUUCGAGGAAGAUUUCACAGCGGCCAGUCGGUAUCAGGACGACAUCUGCCUCGCGGUUUCCAAGGCCCAACGCCUCAUACGAAGCUCUGCGGUUGCUCCCACAGCUCUCUCCGAUCAACGGCCGCAAACUGCACCUUCAAUAGCCGCCGGUAGCCACCAGUCAGCCACGGUUCGGUCCGUCGUUCUUCCCAAGUUGCACGUGCCGGCAUUCUCAGGCAAGGUGGAUGAUUGGCAGGGAUUUUGGGACCACUACCGGACAACGAUUCAUGAGUGUGCUUCCCUGCCAAAGAUCGAGAAGUUUAAAUAUCUUCUCUCUUAUCUGUCCGGACCUGCUAGGCGAGCCAUCGAAUGGAUUGGGAUUUCUGAUUCCAAUUACGAUACGGCCAUCAGUACACUGCAACAAAGAUUCGGACGACAGGCAGCACUCGUGGACGCACACAUCGACAAGCUCUUAAGUCUUCAUCCUGUAGCAGCUGCGAAGGACGUCGAGAAGCUCAGGGAUCUCUACGACUCAAUCAAGUUCAGAACGGGCUGCCUCAACAACCUCGGCGUUCCCCAAUCAACUUACGCGGUGAUACUGCAUCGCGUUGUGAUGCGCUGCCUUCCUGAGGAGCUGGCCGUCGAGUUUCGGCAACGGCAGAUCGAGCGCGCUGAGUCGACCGGCCACGCCACCGGAUCCACUGCCUCACAGUCUGUUACGAGCGACAUCCUUACCGCAGAACGGAUCAAAGCCGUCGAAGACGUAAUGAAGUUUUUUCGUAGUCACAUAGAAAGUCGAGAAGACUGCCGCCUCGCCCAUCGCAAGCCUCUCGCACGUGAAUCUUCAGACUCCUUCAGUGAUGCUCCCCCGACAGCCUUGUCCUUAACCGCACGAUCGACACCGACAAGCAGUCCUCCACGGAGUUGCCCGCUAUGCAACAGCACUGCCCAUGGGAUAACGGAAUGUCAAGCCACGCUUCCUCCGUCUGAGAAGCGAAGGCUUCUCGCGGCCAAUCGCUGUUGCUUCAAAUGCGGCAAACGCAACCAUUUAGCGCGGGAAUGUCGAUCGUCGAGAUCACUCACAUGCAUGACAUGUCGUGGGCACCACCUUUCGCUGCUUCACGACAUUCAACCAAGCCGUCCUGAUCGCUCUCCGGCUGCCGUCAACGCCGUCCAUACCCCCGACCCGGGAUCACAGAUCCAGAUACCCAACCGGGAGCACCGAGACAGUUCAAGCGCAUCCAAUUCACCGGUGACCACAGCAGCGUGCCUCCGACGAACUCAGUUUGUUUUGUUGCAAACUGCUCGAGCUUUCGCCAUCGGAAACACCGGCACUAGUCUUGUUCGGGUGCUCUUCGACACUGGUAGCCAUCGUUCUUAUAUCCGUCAAGACGUCGCCACACAGCUCCAAUGCCCAGUUCUUGGCACGGAGAGCAUAACCGUAUACACCUUUGGGCGUAGCAAGACUCCAACAACGUACCAUUGUCGGAGGGUAGCCUUGACGCUCAGGAGCCAGUACCAUCCAGAAACAAUUACUUUCGAGGCACUAGAAGUUCCUGAGGUCUGUGCGGUUACCAAUCACUCCUUGGACGCAACACUCUUGAAUGAGAUGCACGACCUGGGUCUGGACAUCGCCGAUGCAUCGUCUCCCGCAGACCCCGUCGAUGCGGUCAUCAGCAUUCUGAUUGGGUCGGACGUUUACUGGACGAUGGUAACCGGCAGCAUUCGACGUCUCCGACCGGAUCUAACAGCUGUGGAAACCUGUCUCGGAUGGGUGAUUCACGGAUCCUAUCCUCACUCCACACCUGCUCCGUCUACAGUAGUAACGGCACUCUCGCUUGCGUGCGGGCCAAUAGAACCCUGUGACCUCGACCCAGCUGAGAUGUGGAAGCUGGACACCCUUGGAAUCACUGACCUCGCCGACGGGAAAACUCAGAGUCACCCAGCGCAACAACAGUUCGAAGAUUAUGUCACGUUUCAGGGAGACCGGUACCAGGUACCACUCCUCAUCAAGCCCUCUUGCUGUGGAGUCUUAGCUGAUAAUCGCAGCAUCGCGCAGACGAGACUACUCUCGCAGCUUCGGCGUCUUCGAGACCAUCCGGAUCUCCUAAAGCAGUACCACGACACGAUUUCCGAAUAUUUCCUCGAAGGCCACGCAGAGAAGGCCCCGGAGGUACCUCAGGAGAACCUCUACUAUCUUCCUCACCAUGCUGUAAUCCGGAAGGAAGCAGUGACAACAAAGGUUCGCGUGGUAUUCGACGCUUCGUCACACGUCAGCGGUGCCCCAUCGUUAAACCAAGUACUGCAGAAGGGGCCCAACAUCAACGCAGACUUACUGCUUCAGUUGGUGUCCUUCCGUUGUUAUCCUAUCAUUCUCACCGCGGAUAUCCGGAAAGCGUACCUGCAGAUCUUAAUUCGUCCCGAAGACCGUGACGCAUUGCGUUUUCUGUGGCCAGAAGACCUUCCAUGUCCAGAAAACCCAUGCCCCCAGAUCCAGGAAUGGAGAAUGACGCGUGUCCCCUUUGGAGCCGCAUCUAGUCCGUUUCUCCUAGCCGCCACACUCCGUCACCACUUCGAUAGUGUACAACAUAAGUACCCAGCGGCUACAGAGCGCCUUCGACACGCUUUCUACGUGGACGACCUCAUCGUAGGAGCCACAUCAGAAGAAGACGCGCUUCAGAUUUAUCGUGAGGCAGUCACGAUGCUGCUCGAAGCUAGCGUGGAUCCUGGCCCCGGGGAGGAUGUUAAAGAUUGA